AUGUUGGAGCCAGAAAAAGCACAGCAGUGUGUGGUGGUGGAAGAUGCCCGUGCAACGCUUGACAUAGAAACCGUGAGGGAGGAGUAUAUUGUGAACCCUGCCAGUGUUGAACUUUCUCAGGUUCCUGCUUCUCAUUCUCCAUCUGCAGAGCAGAACGCAGUGGAAGACUCUAUUUCGGCCGGUAGUAUCCGAGGUAAGAUUGGAUACUUUUUCAUGUAUGCUGGGUUUUCAGCCUCACCGUACUAUGGUAUUUUGCUUGAGCACAAGGGUUUUACACCUUUGGCUGUCGGGACCGUCAUCGCUUUCAUGCCACUCAGCACCCUUGUAGUACUUUCCCCGUUGUCGUAUUUAGCAGACAGAUACCAUUGUGCAAUGAAAAUUCACCUAUGUGCUGCAGCUGGCUCAGCGUUGUUUCUUUUCUUUGUUAUUUCCACUUCUUCCCACAUUAUUAUUGGAAUUCUCCUUGUGCUGCAUUUUACAUUCCGCACACCUGUGGGACCCUUUAUGGAUCAACGAACCAUGUCUAUUUUACCUCCGGAUCGAAAACCAGAGUGGGGGCCGAUGCGCUCCUAUGGGGCCUAUGGAUGGGCGUUUGGCGCCUUAACUAUUUCUUUGCUUAUUGGUUGGCGUGACUGGUGGGGACUGGCCUUGAUGUAUAUUAUGGGUAUGGCUAUUUCGAUGUACUUUGCCUUUACCAUUGUACCAUACGAUGAACCUGGGCGUGCUCAAAAGAACUACUUUGAAGUUCUACGCUAUGUGGCGUCGCACCAUCGAUUGUUGUUGUUUCUUUCAGCACUUUGUUGUAUGGGUAUGGGUUACGCCCUCAUCAGCACGUUUUUGUUUGUCUUUCUUGACACUAUUAACGCCCCACCAAUCCUACUUGGCCUUUCUGUUGUCAUGACAGUUGUUGUUGAGAUCCCGCUGUUUCAAUGUUCCAAGUACAUUCACGAGUAUUACACGGAUCGGCAACUCCUUUGUGUAUCAUUCGUAGCAUGGUCUUUUCGAGUGACUGGAUACUCAUUUCUCUACAACCCUUGGCUCGUGUUAUUUCUUGAGCCAUUGCAUGGUUUUACGUUUGGCCUCAUGUGGUUGUCUGGCAUGCACUUUGUACGACAUGCCUUCCCCAAAUCGCUUUCCCAUUCCUCCAUCGGAUUUCUUAGUGUCACCGCGUUUGGCAUUGGACCAGUCAUUGGUAACCUUGUCGGUGGAACACUAUACCAACGCUUGGGUGCACGUAGCAUGUUUCGGCUAAUGGCAAUAUUCAUGCUUAGCAUUAGUCUUGGUUUCCUUCUGUUUGACAGGUACUUGGAACGCCACGGGUAUAAAGUUAAGCUGGAAGAAGAGGAGCAAGUGAUGUCGGAUGGCGUCAUAGUGGAGAGUCCUGUUCCUGCAAUGACGGAAGAUGCGAGGGAAUGA
Messenger RNA from Trypanosoma rangeli, 1416 nucleotides. RefSeq names its product MFS transporter, PPP family, 3-phenylpropionic acid transporter. NCBI's taxonomy places the organism in Eukaryota, Euglenozoa, Kinetoplastea, Trypanosomatida, Trypanosomatidae. Bases 1 to 1416 code for a protein of 471 amino acids. The record is from RefSeq and is a predicted model, not a curated record. The transcript has a single exon. Gene Ontology annotation, cellular component: membrane.